This is a messenger RNA of Adineta steineri, 1177 nucleotides long. The record is from the annotation of a GenBank genome assembly. Lineage: Eukaryota; Metazoa; Rotifera; Eurotatoria; Adinetida; Adinetidae.
AUGUUCGUUUUAUUUAUUCUUAUCGUUUCACCAUUAUUAUCCUAUUCAUCAUUAUCCGAUGAAUGGCAUUCAAAAUCACAAUGUACACAAAAAGAAUUUGCUAAUCAUAUGGAUAUUAGUUGCAAUCCAAAUGAAUUUAUUCUUAUUGGUUGGUCACAUUAUGGUACAAAAAAAUCUGGAAGUAACAAACAAGAUCCACAACGAUGUGAACCAUCUGAAACUGAUUGUAUUAUGGAUUAUACACAUAAAAUAGCUGAACUUUGUAAUGGUGCAUCACAAUGUGAAGUUAUUCUCACUCAACAAUUUAUUCAUAAAUGUUCAGAUGAAGCGACAUAUUUAUUUAUAUCUUAUCAAUGUAUUAAUAAUUCAACAAUUGUUGAUGUAUGUUCAAGGCGUAGUAUGACAUCAGUAAAUGGUCUUAAUCUUAUAAGUCCAUCAUUUCCGAAUGAAUAUCCAAAUAAUGUUAAUUGUACAUGUUUAAUAGAACCAACAGAAAUUAAUAAACAAUCCUUACCAAUAGUUAUUGAUGUUGAGAGUCUUUCAUUUAAUUUACAAGAUAAUGAUUAUUUAUCAUCAACAAAAUCUUUACCUUUAUCUGGCACACUUCCUUUUGGUGCUUCUAUAUUUAAUGAAAUUAAUUCUCUUCGACUUCAAUUUACAACUGAUGAAACAUUGAGUCAGUCAGGAUUUUGGAUUCGUUUACAUGGUUAUUAUCAAUGUAAUAAAGAUGAAUAUUCUCUCGGUUCAAAAUGUUUAAAAAUCUUUUAUGAACAACAAAGUUGGCAUCAUGCACAAGAAAAAUGUUUAUCAAUGGGUUCACGUUUAAUUUAUAUUAAUGAUAUUGUUGAAGAAAAAAAAUUAGCAUAUUUUCUUUCAACAAAUCAACAACAAACAUCAUUUUGGAUAUCAGAUAAAAAAAAUAAAAAUAAUGUUCGUUCAUGGUGGCCAUGGAGAUCAGCAUUCGAAGAUGGAAAAUGUAUUUUACGUACUCAAGAUGGUUGGUUUACAAGAUCAUGUCAAGAAUUACAAGCGUUUAUAUGUGAACGAGAUAUUAAUCAACAAGCUCUACCACUUACUGUUCGUUGUGGUAAUCUUCAAACACCUUUAUCUUCGUCUACAAUCAUAACGACAACAACAACAACAACAACAACACCUUCCACAACAAUAACAACUAGUU